CCUCUCGUCCUCUGCUCCGCACUUGGUAUCUCCCAUACCAUACCAUACCAUACUGAACCUGUAAGAGAGAUGGAUUUGACCACACUGGCUCUCCAAAGAGAUAUCGCCCUCAUUUCCCACCAUUUUUCUCGCCACAAUGUCCUCUGCACUCAUAGUCAUUGCUUAACCUCGACAUCUUCGUUUGUUCCACCAAGGAGAUGCUCCUGGAAUAGCUCCAGCUGCGGGAGACCAAGGAUCCUUGCUCGCAGACCACCAUGCAAGCGUCAGAUCGCAUGCCGAGCGAUCACGGAGGCUACACCUGAGAGCAAUGAUAACAGGGGAAGGAUGAGGGAGAAACCGAGUACGCACAAUCACCACCUUCAACAGACACACUUGUCCGUAGCAACAACGAACAUCUUGAUUCUAAUAACCCCUCCAUUAGUGAAGAUAGGGAUGACUCUGGCAGCACAGAAAUGGUAGAUUCAGAAAAUAAAUUGGAGAAUGGUGAUGAUGAUGAUGAUGAUGAUGAUGAUGAUGAUGAUAUCCAGGAGAAAGAUGGUGACUUAGAGGUUUCAAGUGGAUCUCCUUUACCCGGGAUGAAGCAAUAUGGUGAACUUAUCAAGGUCCCUAAAGCUACGAUCGACAUUCUUCGUGAUCAAGUUUUUGGUUUUGAUACAUUUUUUGUGACUGGCCAAGAACCUUAUGAGGGUGGAGUAUUGUUCAAGGGAAAUCUGAGGGGAAAGGCAACAACCAGCUAUGAAAAGUUAACAAAAAGGAUGCAGGAUAAAUUUGGAGAUCAAUAUAAACUUUUCCUUCUCAUAAAUCCGGAGGAUGAUAAGCCUGUUGCAGUAGUAGUGCCUAAACAAACUUUACUGCCAGAAUCAACUGCUGUCCCAGAAUGGUUUGCUGCUGGUGCCUUUGGACUUGUUACACUUUUCACUUUACUCCUACGCAACGUGCCUGCGUUGCAGUCAAACUUGCUAUCAACAUUUGAUAAUCUUGAGAUGUUGAAAGAAGGCCUUCCUGGAGCACUUGUUACAACAUUUGUGUUAGUUUCCCACGAAGUUGGACACCUCUUGGUUGCAAGAGAUAUUGGGGUCAAACUUGGAGUGCCUUAUUUUGUUCCUAGUUGGCAGAUUGGUUCUUUUGGCGCCAUUACAAGGAUUGUUAGCAUUGUCUCCAACCGCCAGGAUCUUCUAAAGCUGGCAGUUGCGGGGCCUAUGGCUGGAUUCUUGUUGGGAUUCACUCUUUUUCUAUUAGGAUUUAUCUUGCCUCCAAAUGAUGGCAUUGGUAUUGUUAUUGAUUCUGCCAUCUUUCAUGAGUCAUUUCUUGCUGGAGGUGUAGCGAAGUUACUUCUUGGUGAUGCUCUGAAAGAGGGAGCUCGAUUGUCAGUUAACCCGCUUGUAUUAUGGGCCUGGGCUGGACUUCUUAUUAAUGCUAUCAACAGUAUUCCAGCAGGAGAACUUGAUGGGGGACGCAUUUCUUUUGCCUUGUGGGGAAGAAAGGUGUCUACACGUUUGACUGGAGUCACGCUUGCAUUGCUCGGAGUAUCUUCAUUCUUCAGUGACGUGGCAUUUUAUUGGGCAGUUCUGUUAUUUUUCUUACAAAGGGGACCCAUUGCUCCCCUGUCUGAGGAGAUCUCUGAACCAGAGAACAAAUACAUUGGUCUGGGCAUCACAGUUCUGCUUUUGGGAUUGCUUGUAUGUCUGCCUUACCCUUUUCCUUUCACAACUGACAGAAUGAGUUUUGACCUCUGACCUCUGUGUGUAUAUGGAUGUUUUGCUGACAUAAUUGUUCUCUAAUAUUGACAAUUGACUUUGUUAGAUGCAA
Dioscorea cayenensis subsp. rotundata (Guinea yam) is the source of this 1809-nucleotide messenger RNA. Its product is annotated as probable zinc metalloprotease EGY2, chloroplastic. The record is from RefSeq and is a predicted model, not a curated record. The transcript has 13 exons. Lineage: Eukaryota; Viridiplantae; Streptophyta; Magnoliopsida; Dioscoreales; Dioscoreaceae. Bases 453 to 1736 code for a protein of 427 amino acids. Gene Ontology annotation, biological process: proteolysis.